ACAACAUGGCUGUCGUAGCUUAAUACCUUGUGCAAGUCUCGACACAUUCGGACGCCCGUGAGCUGUGUGUUGUUCAAGGAUCUCAGCCAUUCGCGCGAAUAAAAAGUCACGGGCUUAAGUGCGGGAUAAGCUUUGUGUCUGUAAAGUCGGUUGCAAAUCAGCCAGAUCGAGUGGUGGUACGUCGACCGCUAUCUGCAAAGUCGGUCAGUAGGUCAACAGCAGAUACAUUCAGCGCAAUUAUAUAUCUUAUCGACCACGAGGACGAAGAAAUUCAUCAAACUGGCGCCAUUCAAGAUUCGUUUCUCAAAGAUGCUGAAAUCGCGGAGUUCCGGCGAUAGUCGUAGCAAUAGUGUAGAAUUUGAAGAGCAACAACGACAAAUUAAUCAAUCAUUGGAUGCAAACGAAUUUACAGAUACAUUUGAAGCAGAAAAGGACAAGAAUUGUUUAUCAAUUAGAAAAGAACAAAUGAUACCCAACUCACCUCCGCCCUCGUAUGAACAUGUUCUUGAAGAGACACGAAAGGAAUCAUCAGCCAUUGCAUUACGAGAGACAAAGGAAGAAGACAAGAAGAAACGAAUUUCCGAUAAAGAAAAAAGUAUGGAGAUUGUUGUGGGUGAUGGGGAUGAUGAUGGCAAUGGUGGACCUGGAGGUGGGGACAAGAAAGUAAUAAAAACACCGAAAAUACUUCACAAAUCGAGCAAAGAAUUUUACAAAGCAAUGGCCAAACAGUGGGGAAUAACUUGCAAAAUGAGUGAUCAUUGUAGAUGUCUAGAUUGUCAGAGCCAUUACUUUGACUGCGACUAUGAAAAGGAUGAGCAAGAAAAGGGUGAUGGCGGCCUCAGCGCUGGUACGCCAAUGUUUAUCUCCGAGGUGAUGCACGGUACUGCCUGUGCUCUUCUGUAAACCACCGUUUCUUCCGGUUCCACUUUUUUUCUCAACGGGCCAGACAUCUACCUGAUUAUAACACGCACAAAACAAAUGACAAUUGAUGCCUAAAAUACAAUGAGGGAGCUUCGACAAGAACCUGGUGUCAUAAACACGUAUAAUACAUUUAUAUAUUUUAUUAUGUAUAAAAUAUCUAAUGCCAUGCGAAGACAAAACUUGAUAUAUUUUAACAUAGGAAAACAGCGCGCGCGACAUUCUUGCAUUUUUAAAGAAUUACAGAAAGGAAAUUGAACAUUUUCUAUUGUUGCUGCAAGAUUUAAAUUGUUUAAAUUACUUAUCUCAUUCAAAUGUUCCUUUUUACAUUUAUAUAUUCAGCAUAAAACGCGAUAUAAUCUAUAUGUAAGUGUCUAUUAUUGUAUUAUUGUAUUACUGUACACACAUUGCGGAAUAUUACAUUGACCAUUUGCAAAAAUGUAAUAUUUAUAUAAUUAUUUUUAACAUAUUUGACAUUCUUAUCGCGAUUUCUUUAUUAUUAUUGCGACUAGUAAAAACUAACUGUGAAGAGAAAGCACGUUGAUUAUUAGAGCGUGCUUUAUUACUCAAUUGUAUUCCGCUCAUUUCAAUUGGAGCUUUAAAAUAGAACUAUAAUGAACAUGAAAAAAUGGACAUCUUGAUUUAAUCGCAUCAAUAUUGCAUUUCAUUUUAAAGUUUGAUGACGAUAUAUCUCUGAUUUUGCAAUAUACAUUUAUUAUAUGUCUAUCACAGAACAUAUAUUUGUAUAUAAAUAAAAUUGAUAUAAUUAAUUUAUCGAGCUCAUUCAAGUUGCGCUGUAUCCAUUUCAUAGUAUUUUCAAAUUCAAGGGAAAAAUAUCCAAGUACUAUAGAGCGGAAUACAAUUGAGUAAUAGAGCAUGCUAAUAAUCAAUGUGCUCUCUCUCU
Messenger RNA from Camponotus floridanus (Florida carpenter ant), 1822 nucleotides. RefSeq lists its product as uncharacterized. The record is from RefSeq and is a predicted model, not a curated record. NCBI's taxonomy places the organism in Eukaryota, Metazoa, Arthropoda, Insecta, Hymenoptera, Formicidae. The transcript is spliced from 5 exons. Bases 310 to 903 code for a protein of 197 amino acids.